CGUAUGUGGAGGGCUGACGGUAACGCGCUCGACCACUGUGGCGAAAAGACACCUCCGCCGCCGCCGCCGCCGCUUCACACGCACGCCGCUCACUGACCGACGGGCACCGGAGGAGGGACUGCCUCGCGACUGUGAGGCAGUAAAUGGCCACAACAUUUGCAAAAAAGAAAAGACGCUGCCAGUGAGACAACCUGUGUAGCAAAAAAAAAAAAAAAGAAGCGUCCUGGAAAUUAGGGCGCGUGUUUGCAGUGUAGGUUAUUAGAGCCUCUUCUCGCGCAAGGGAAGUUUCUGUCACCGAUUUUUUGGGGGGAAUCUUUGAUUUAUAGGCUGCAAAACAUGGAGGAGGACAACCAAGUACCUGAGGACCUGUCUUUGGAGGAAAGAGAUGAGCUGUCCAAUAUACGGCGCAGGAAAAAGGAGCUUCUGGAUGAUAUCGAACGGCUGAAGUUUGAGAUCGCAGAGGUAAUGACUGAGAUUGAGCAGCUAACCUGUGUGGGGGAGAGCAAAACCACGCAAAGAAACAAACAGAUCGCCAUGGGGAGGAAGAAGUUCAACAUGGACCCUAAAAAGGGGAUCCAGUUUCUUCUGGAGAACGAUCUUCUCCAGCACACCCCAGAGGACAUCUCACAGUUCCUCUACAAAGGCGAAGGGCUCAACAAAACAGUCAUAGGGGACUACUUAGGGGAACGGGAUGACUUUAACAUCAAGGUCCUUCAGGCGUUUGUGGAGCUUCAUGAGUUUGCAGACCUCAACCUCGUACAAGCCUUAAGGCAGUUUCUGUGGAGCUUCAGACUUCCUGGCGAAGCCCAGAAGAUUGAUCGUAUGAUGGAGGCGUUUGCCUCUAGGUACUGCCAAUGCAAUCCUGGAGUCUUCCAGUCCACAGACACCUGCUAUGUCCUAUCGUUUGCCAUCAUUAUGCUGAACACAAGCCUGCACAAUCCCAACGUCAGAGACAAGCCCCCCGUUGAGCGCUUCAUCUCCAUGAACAGAGGGAUCAAUGAGGGAGGAGACCUCCCGGAGGAGCUACUCAGGAAUCUAUACGACAGCAUCAAGAGCGAACCCUUUAAGAUCCCAGAGGACGAUGGGAAUGACCUGACGCACACGUUCUUCAACCCAGACAGAGAGGGCUGGCUGCUUAAAUUAGGGGGCCGAGUGAAAACCUGGAAGAGAAGGUGGUUCAUCCUGACUGACAACUGCCUCUACUACUUUGAAUACACAACAAUGAAAAUACGCUUCAUUAAUACGGGCUGGUAUCAAAUCCAGGACAAGGAGCCUCGUGGGAUCAUCCCGCUGGAGAAUCUCAGCAUCAGGGAGGUGGAGGAGCCAAGGAAACCUAACUGUUUUGAGCUGUAUAACCCCAAUCACAAGGGCCAGGUGAUUAAAGCCUGCAAGACGGAGGCGGAUGGGCGUGUUGUUGAGGGAAACCAUGUGGUGUACAGGAUAUCGGCUCCCACGCCAGAAGAGAAAGAGGAGUGGAUUAAAUCUAUCAAGGCCAGCAUUAGCAGAGACCCCUUCUACGACAUGCUGGCCACCAGGAAGAGACGCAUCGCCAACAAGAAGUGAAGAGGGAGAGUCUUCUCAACCCUCCAGCUCCUCCAUCUCUCUCUCCUUCCGUUCAUGAACACAUAAACUACACACUCUAGGGCAGCUGCUUCGCCACAGAAAAGGCUGUCAAACCCCCCCAAAAGACUUUAAACCCGAAUACAAACCUCAGUUUCUCUCCUGGACUGUCCACAAGUCAUGUGCACUUGCCGUGGAGACAUUACACACCACUGAGGGGACAGAUCUGUGGACUCUUUCAUGGAGCAGCACACAAACAAGCAACCAGGCCGAUUGUUUCUCCUCCAUCUCAUACGCACCCCCUACCUCUCCCUCUCAUGGUCAUUACACGUUUCUACGUCUCCCUAAAGCACAACUGCCAUGUUUCAGGUGCACAUGCAUGCAUGUGGGUUAUUAUAGACCAAUAUGUUUGUGUGUGCGUGUGUAUGCAGUGGUGUGCAUGCUAUUAAUGCACACAGUAUCUACAUUAUGGGUGCAUAAGUGAUACAAGCGCUCCCUCCACUGUGCUUUAUGAAGAAGUCCUAAUUCAAAGUCAGAGUUCAGAUGUCUGGUUCGGCCAGACAGGGAGUAGAAUGUGAGGAUGGAGGGUGGGAAGAGGAGACAAAUGGACAUAUUUGGGAGUUGGUGAGUAGAUCAGUGCAGCAUAAGCUCACCUGGACCGUGUCGUCAUCUCACUCUGGUGCUGAAUUCUUCUCUCCGGGUGCCGUGGCUGAAGCCCUGCACAGAGUAACCUCAGAAAACAGCGCUGGCUUACAUUUAGGUUCCUAACAACGCGUUGCAGUCUUGAGUCAGCUGGGCUGAUUUCACUCAUUUGUGUGGAGCAGAGAAUUUUGAAAAUGUGCAUACUUUUUUAUUUUAGUUGCAUAGAAAAGGAGCUUUUGCCGAGGCUUGAGAUGUUACUUCCUUAUUGGACUUUAAGUUGUGAUCCUUAAGAUGUCAUUACCGGUUGAUUUGGUGACACAACCGUGAUUUAAAGAUGGCAAGUGUGCUGUAAUACUACAAUAAACCUUUAGAAGCCACUUUGCAACAGAAGAGCAAUUAAGGUGUCAGUUUACAGUGCAGCCCAACAACUCGCAUUGUUACAAUGAAGAAGACAAUAAUUGUAACUGUAAUCUGAUUGCCUUUCGUCUGCAGCUAAACUUCACUGUGGCUGCUCCUUCUUGCUCCAUUGCUCCUUUGUAAAAAAUUCAACAGUAUGGCUAAUAUAUAUGGCUAAUAUCCACAGGAUAAAAUUCAACACAGUAAUGCUGGAAACAUGCAUGCAUGUUUUCCCUGUGAACCUUUAGUUAAUGUGGAUACAGCAGCGGAAUGGCGGACCCUGCCAUUAUUAAUAAAAAGUCAUAUUUAGAGAGGUAUUUCCCGAAUGUGGGUACAUAAAUUGGAUAUUGCAGAUUGAAUGCUGACCAGAAAUAGAGUCAGAAUUUCAGGUUCUUAAGGAUUUCAACUUUAAAAAGUCUACUGGGUAGGUUUUAUCUAUGGCUGUGCAAUGGCCCAUCGGGGUACCAGUCCAAUUAAGCUUUGUUUUUCCUCUCGUCUAUGGCCUAUGUCAGUGAAGGUCAAUGUAUUGUUGUGAACCUGUUUGCAUUUGGUUCGUAAUCCUAAAGAAUCCUUGCUUGCUUUUGUGUUUUUCUUUAAAAAAAAAAAAAAAAAGCAUAUAAAUAAUAACCAACUAUAAUUUUUGUAUUUAUUUUCAUUUGUGAAAAGGUUUAAUACUACCUGUAAAUGUUAAACAACGUAUGCUUAAGUUAUGUAUGUGUGUGUGUGUGUGUGUGUGUGUGUGUGUGUGUGUGUGUGUGUGUGUGUGUGUGUGUGUGUGUGUGUGUGUGUGUGUGUGUGUGUGUAUAUAUAAUGUAUAGGUUUUUUCUGGUCUCUUUGUUGUCGUAUGCACACUCUGUGUAACAUGUUUGAGCCUACCGGCAGAGUUUUGCAUCAGCUGAAGUUUGGGGUCUUCUUUACAAAAAGCCUUAAACAUAAUCAUAAGAAAAACAUGAUGGUGAUGAUGAUGAUGAUGAUGAUGAGGAGGAUGAUAUUGGUCGAUAACUGGGACGAUGCUGUUUAAAAAGCCAUGAAUGACGAGUGAGAAAGACGGUUGUAUUUAUGAUGAUGAUAAAGAUUAUAGU
This is a messenger RNA of Anarrhichthys ocellatus (wolf-eel), 3680 nucleotides long. RefSeq names its product cytohesin 3b (gene cyth3b). Bases 337 to 1563 code for a protein of 408 amino acids. The record is from RefSeq and is a predicted model, not a curated record. Gene Ontology annotation, molecular function: guanyl-nucleotide exchange factor activity. The transcript has 14 exons. Gene Ontology annotation, biological process: regulation of ARF protein signal transduction. Lineage: Eukaryota; Metazoa; Chordata; Actinopteri; Perciformes; Anarhichadidae.